Filobasidium floriforme is the source of this 876-nucleotide messenger RNA. RefSeq lists its product as uncharacterized. The transcript is spliced from 6 exons. Bases 44 to 820 code for a protein of 258 amino acids. NCBI's taxonomy places the organism in Eukaryota, Fungi, Basidiomycota, Tremellomycetes, Filobasidiales, Filobasidiaceae. The record is from RefSeq and is a predicted model, not a curated record.
GGUCUUUAUCGCUUCAAGUAGGGUAUACUUCUGUUACAGUAGCAUGCACCUUAACAUGAUCACCACCAUCCCGAUGUUCCUCGCUCUCACCUUGAUACUCUUGAUACAAUCCCACGCCAACCCAUCAUCCAACCUCUUCAAGCGCGCGCGGGAUUGGCAGUGCGGCCAGAUCAAAUCCAGCGACAAAAAUUUCCCUAAUCAGUGCAUCUGCUUCGAUGCCGCUGGGGUUACUACGGUAGCGGGGGAGAGCACGGCUGUGGUCGCCUAUGCGAAUGUGAACGGGUUUCGGUAUCCUGCGUCGACAAGCAAUAACGGAAAUUGUCAAGUCCCAGACGGCGGGCCGGUCACAUUAAAUCCAUACUCGACGACGGGAAAAUGUUGCUCGUUCACUUGUACUUACGGGCAAUGCGGAACCGUCUGUCUGAACCAAGGUCAGGCUUGUCGGUCCGGGGUCCCGAUUAGCCCUCUGAAACGUCGUAUCAAUGGGGACCGUUGCCCGGAAGGUCUUACAAGCUGCUUGACGAAAGUUGGUGGAAAAGACGUCUUUGAGUGUAUCGAUACGAACCGGGAUCUCGAAUCUUGUGGAGGAUGUACUUCGCCAGAUCCUCGGCUUGACAACUCGACUGCCGGCGUAUUGGGACGGGAUUGCAGUGAGAUCCCUCAUGCAUCCGGAGUGACAUGUAACAACGGCCAAUGCGUAGUAAACAGCUGCGUACGGGGUUACACGGCUGCAGGGGAUCGAUGUGUCAGAUCGCUUAAAGCCCGAGCACGGUCACAUACAGAGGAAGGACGUAAGCGGCGAGGUAGACGCGAGAUGUGAUGUAGUUUUACUCAGCUGCUCCAGACUCGGAGCUGGAUCGACAUCAUGUACAACGU